Messenger RNA from Chenopodium quinoa (quinoa), 1889 nucleotides. Its product is annotated as MLO-like protein 1. Gene Ontology annotation, cellular component: membrane. The record is from RefSeq and is a predicted model, not a curated record. The transcript is spliced from 15 exons. The coding region runs from base 190 to 1518 and encodes 442 amino acids. Lineage: Eukaryota; Viridiplantae; Streptophyta; Magnoliopsida; Caryophyllales; Amaranthaceae. Gene Ontology annotation, biological process: defense response.
ACUGGGUUUAACAGACCUAAUGCCACUGCUGCAGACCGGACUGCAGAAGGAGCUGAUGCAGCAUCAUCAAUUGAGAUGGCCAAUCACCAGGAACAACAUUGAAUUCUUUCAAACUGCAAUCAUUAUGUGUGACUAAUUGAUACUAAUCACAGAGACAAUUAGGAAAGGGUGAUACCGAAAACCAGAUAGAUGGCAGGAGGAGAAGGAGGGCCAUCGUUUGAGUCUACACCAUCAUGGAUCAUUGGAGCAGUGGUGUUUCUGAUGGUUGCUGUUUCUUGGUUCACCGAAAAACUUCUUAGUUUCCUCGGUCAGAUGUUGAAAAGAAAGGAAAAGAAGCCCCUUUAUGAUGCCUUACAGAAGAUCAAAGAAGAGUUGAUGCUGUUGGGGUUUGUAUCGCUGCUUCUGGCUGUUUUCCAAGAUGAGAUUGCAAGUACAUGCAUAUCAGAAAAAUUAGCCAAGAAGUGGAUCCCUUGUCAUGUUGAAAAGUCAACCAGUAAUGAUAUCUCCCAUUUUCAGAUCUCUCUCCUUCCCAGUGGAGGACGCCGCCUUCUAGCUGAGGAGACCACCUUUUCUUGCCCAAAGGGAAAGGCGCCUUUUGUAUCUGUUGGUGUACUUCAUCAGCUACAUUACCUUAUAUUUAUAUUAGCAAUUGUCCAUCUGGUUAGCUGCACAGUAACAGUUCUUCUGGGAGAAGUGAAGAUUAGUCAGUGGUGGAAGUGGGAGGAAUCUAUAAGAAGGCAGAUUGAUGUUAACAACGAUACAGACAGAGUCAUUGAUAUCAGAAGCCUUACAUUUAUUAAGGAGCGGUUUGAAGGUGUUGAUGCUAAGAAACGUAAUUAUGCGAUCUCAUUCUUCAAGCACCUAGCCGGGAUAGUGACAAAAGCAGAUUACACAGCAAUGAGAUUGGGCUUCAUUUUGACUCACUGCAACGCAAAUCAGACAUUUAACUUUCACAAGUACAUGGUGUAUGCCUAUGAAGCUGAUUUUCAGAAGGUUGUCUCAAUCAGUUGGUUCCUUUGGAUAUUGGUUGUUUCUUCCUUGACAUUCAAUGUAGCAAGUUGGAACAUAUAUCUUUGGUUAUCAUUCAUCCCCCUGAUUCUCCUACUUCUCGUUGGCACCAAACUGGAACAAGUGAUCACAGAGUUGGCUAUCUAUGUUGCUCAAAGACAUUCCGUGCUUGUCGGAGAAGUAAGAAUUCAACCAUCAGAUGAAUACUUUUGGUUCAGCAAACCUAAAUUUGUCCUAUGCUUGAUCCAUGUCAUCCUAUUCCUGAAUUCGUUUGGGUUCGCAAUUUUUUUCUGGACACUGCUUAAAUUCGGCUUCCACUCGUGUGUCAUGGGUGAAGCAAAAUAUGUAUAUGGUAGAAUAAGUAUAAUGGUGGUUGUUCAAACUAUUUGCAGUUAUAGUACUCUACCACUCUAUGCAAUAGUGACACAGAUGGGAAGUUCUUACAAUGAGGCAGCAAUGAAAAGGCAUGGAUUUCUGAGGAACGAAACGCAACAACUUGAACUGAGAUGACAAUCAGCUGGGUGAACGAUAACAGGUCUGAAAGGAAAAGAAAAUAACUAAACAUCAACUGGACUUGCUAUGCUUUUUUCCUUAGCAGUGUCAUCACUGUUGUCAUAAAAUCUAAAAGCAAGUAGGCACCUUUUCAGUAUAAGUGUGUGAACCAAGCAUUGUCCCAGGUUGUUACUAAUCAAAAUACAAAUGAUGCUAGCAGUAAAUUCAUCAAUCAAUAAGGAUUGUAUAGUUGACAGCACGUACAUUGUAUAAUAAUUUGGAACAAAAUGUUGAAUAUAGAUCGAAAAAAGAAUUAAGAAGUGUGAUUUUCAUUCAACGAGGUUUGGUGUUUGAAACAUCUAUCUACAAUGGUAAAUAGUUUCAAAGAA